Messenger RNA from Haliotis rubra (blacklip abalone), 3719 nucleotides. RefSeq lists its product as uncharacterized. Gene Ontology annotation, molecular function: adenylate cyclase inhibiting G protein-coupled glutamate receptor activity. Lineage: Eukaryota; Metazoa; Mollusca; Gastropoda; Lepetellida; Haliotidae. Gene Ontology annotation, biological process: G protein-coupled receptor signaling pathway. Bases 13 to 2778 code for a protein of 921 amino acids. The record is from RefSeq and is a predicted model, not a curated record. Gene Ontology annotation, cellular component: membrane. The transcript is spliced from 7 exons.
CUCUUAAAGUUUAUGGAGGUCAUGCUGCAGCUCAUUCAACAGUUGAAAUGGAAUUACGUUGCCAUUGGCUACGAGAAUGAGUCCUAUAGCAUUGAAGGUGCAACAGCUUUGAAAGAGGAGUCUGAACGUCGGGAAAUCUGCAUUCCACUGUUUGAAAUGAUCACCACUACAAUCAGUAUUGCUUCACUGCGAGAAAAGCUAGACAUUAAGUCAAGCCCAGUUUCGGGAAUGGUGUUCUUCGGGAGAGGACGAACUGUGACUCGAGUGUUAGAGUACUUUGAUGAGCAUCUAUACAUGGAACAGUUCCAGUUGAUUGUGUCUGAGGCGGUAGCGCUGGAACCAUCCUAUCUACAGAACGGACAGAAUGAUGUGUUUGAUAGAGCAAAGGGACUUCUUGUACCUACACCUGUGUAUGAACCAAUAUCUGAAUUUACCUCUUACUGGAACUUUCUGUUUGAAAAUGCAACAACAUUCCGCGAAGAAGCACAGACAAAUCGUUGGUUAUCCCUUUACUUCCAGUCUUUGACUGGUUGUGAUCUACUUCCAGGAACCGACAUUACCAAGUGUUGGAGUGACUCGUCCAAGAGCUACAAAAUCACACAACAACCUCUCUUCAUUUCCUAUGCAGUUCUGGCCACUGGUGUGGUGGCACAGGCCUUAAAGAACGUCAUCAGUCGGACAUGUGGUGCAGGGAAUACACUAUGCAAUGCCAUGAGAGACGUAUCACAGGAAACAUUAAUUGCAGAAAUCGAAAAGCUCAGAUUGGAACCCUCAGAUCUGAUGACUAGUUUAUUCCCAUGGACAGGAAACAUUUCCUUCAUCAAAGGCGAGAUACACCUGCAGGCUGAGAAGAGCUUGUACGAAGUUUAUAACUACAAGAGGAAUGAUACAGAAUUUAACUUUCAUAAGGUUGGCUCUUAUAAUGGAUCCCUACAUUUGUCCUUUGAUCAAAUCCAGUCCUCUGACAAAUCAGGCAAUACAGGUGGCCCGGUUCCUGGUAAUUGUCAGAAGGGUCACAUCUGUUCAGAAUGUGUUAAAGAACCCUCAGAGGAGAUCAUACACAUUAAAGGCGACCAUUAUGUUGUUGCUCUUGUUCCCAUUCACAACAAACAAACCGGUAGUGGAGACUCCCAAAACGUCUUUAAGUGUGGUCCCCUACGACCAGCUACAGGCGUAGACAUUGCAGAGGCACUUGUAUUUGCUGUAAAAGAUGUGAACAGCGAAACUGGAGAAUUUGCAUCUGUUACUGGAAACACAUCCAUAGGGUUGGUUGUGUUGGACACUUGCAAUAACCCUUUGAUAAUUCGUGAUAAAAUUGUCAAGUUGCAUAGAGGGGAACUUGAUCUUGGGGGAGGGGUCUUUAGUUCAGCGAUUACUGACAAGGUAAUUGGCUAUAUAGGGCCAUUAGCAAGUUCCAUCAGCAUUCCACUGGCAUCUACAAUGGAACAGCUGGACCAAUUAUUUAUAGCCUAUGCAUCCACUAGCUCCAAGUUGAAAGACAGGAAAACAUACCCAACUUUCAUGAGAACAGCAUCCUCACUUGAUGACCAAGUGCAACCAAUGAUGAAAGUAGCCAAGAAGGUCGGAGCCAGCUACAUCCAAGUUUUGUACACUGAUGAGGCAUAUGGCCAGUCUGGUCGGGAUUCUGUCCUCGAAGGGGCCAAGAAGGCAGGGGUUUGUGUUGCCCAAAGCGUACCAGUAGAAGAAGACAUUGAUCCAAAAGAAUAUGUGGGCAUCGUGUAUAAACUGAGACAGUUUAGGGCAGCCAAAAUGGUGAUUGUAUUCUCUCGAUCACACACUACACCAGCUCUGAUGAAAGCUCUCAGUGAAGAGAUUGAACUGGGAGAAUUUAUUUUCUUUGGAUCUGGAGAGGGCUGGGCAAGACGGACCAACGUCAUUAAAGGCAACUACAACCUCAAAGGAAGCUUCACCAUGGCUCAGGAUCUCCCAGUUGACCCAAACUUUGAGCAGUAUUUUCGCAACAUCAGCAGUUCUUCUGAUGAAAACCCAUGGCUCAGACCGUUUUUGGAGAAAAGUGCCAACUGUUACUUCCCAGACAGUUUUCUGAAAAAGGACAGACAGGAAUGUACUGCCUCACUACUCUCGAGUCACCAUCAGAUUGACACGUGGGUCCCAUUCGCUACCACUGCCCUGUAUGCCUUGGUUCGAGGUUUCAGAAGCAGCCUUCUAAAUGUAUGUUGGGGGGCUGCCACAAAGUGUCGAGAAUACUCAACCACUGAGCUGAUCCGCUACACCAAAGAUGUUGAGCUGGACGUCUUCAGGGACGGCAAACAACAUCGUGUAUUUGAUGAGGAUGGGAAUGGCGCAAGUGGCUUUGUUAUCUAUCAGAUAGUAGGAGCCAUCGGAUCCAAUGACCUGGAAUACAAAGAAGUGGGCAGAGCUACUGGCGACUCACUAGCAUUCAAUAUGGAUGUUCUGGAACCCAAAGUGACGUACAGUUCCGAGUGCCCCAGUCAGUAUGAGUGCGACAGAUGUGUGUAUGAAGAACAGGAAACUACCGACAGCCCCAUCCGUGACGACUUCAUAGCUGCAGUUGCUGUGGAGGCAGCGAUCAUCCUUCUUCUCACUGUGACCGUCAUCAUCAUGUGUAUGAAAUACAGAAAACUUGAAACAAGUGAGGAAAUAGUGGAAUAUAUAACGAGUGACUACCAUAAGGAUCAUGAAUAUGCAUAUGCAGAACCAGUCUCAAACAACAACCAACCUGUGAUAUACCUCCACCCGGUCGAUGAUCCAAACCGGCAGGAUGACACCCGAUAGCAGGGCGCGUUUGUUCAUGUGUGCCACCCGGUGUCAAGUGAUAUGUGUACAGUACACAACUACGGACUUUCAGUGGAAGGCAGGGCACGCCUGCUUGUAUGUGACACCCGGUGUCAAGCUGUCCGACUCGGAAGAUGAGAUGAGCUUGACGAAGAACGUGAUUAAAGAUGUUAUGAUUAAAAUGCAACAACACAUUCAAGCAUACGAUGUCUGCACUUUGUUGUCGGGUUCGUUGUUGUUCGUAUUUUGGGCUGUGUUUCCCAUCGUCUUGAAUGUUAAUUACGACGUGAAAUAAUGAAUUGUUCAUAUCUCAAGUUUCCACGCCGUUGUAUGUUGAAUUGAUGCCCUGGUUUGAUAAACAAUAUACUCUUACCUUUGACACUCAUAAAAAAACAGGCCAGUUUGAUCUUUCUUCACAUUAAAUUAACAUUUUCCCGAAGCAAAGCGACUUCUUCUAAAUCAUGAAUUAAUUUUAAAACUAUUACCAAGUGAUCUAAAUUUUAAAAUUUCACGAAACAACUUUCACAAUUAGUGAGAAAUAUAUAUUUUAUUUAUUUAUUUUUAGAAACAAAAGGAGGAAUCUAAUUUCCUUCUAUUAGAUAUUUUACCAGAUAUUUUAUACACUCGCUGCGGCUCAGUCAAAUAUGUAAAUAAACAUUAAUGCAUAUUUUAUAGAAUGCAAUACGAGCACGUCUGUGCUGCUUAGGGACCGUUCAGAAUUUAGAACUGGGUGGGGGAGGUGUCAUUGAUUUUGUACAUCACAUGCAGGGGGGUCACAUACUUUGUACAUAACUUUUAAGGGGGGUCAUUCACAUUGUACUUGCUUCUCCAUGAAAAUGAUCAUCACACCCCCUAGCCAUAAAUUAUGAACAGCCCCUUAAAUGACAUAUUUUUACACUUCAAUGUUCACCUGAUUGAAAAAUCCAAAUUGAGAUUGUAUA